AUGAAGAUCUCUGUUGCUUCUACGCUUCUCAGCCUUUCUGUCCUUGCGGUGGCUCAUCCUGGCCAGAGCAAGGCCGAGAUGAAACGGGAGGCAGCAGAACGCAAUGCCUAUCUAAGCAACCACAAACGCUCGCUGGCUCAUUGUGCUGAUCAGCUAAAGGCGAGGGGCAAUGAUAUUGCCAUGCAGAAUCGUCGUCGUUCUUUAGCCGAGCAGGCGCGUGAGAAAAAUCUUAUCAGCGCCGUAAAGCCCUAUCUCCAAGCCCGCGAUCUUGACGCCGUCCUCGCCACUAACCACAAGUCGAAUCUUACUUGUGUUACUCCUAACACGGACCCGUCAGUUCUCUUCUCGGGCAACAACAGCUGCAUUCUUUCGCCUGAGACGACCCAAGGCCCCUACUGGGUUUCUGGCGAGCUCAUCCGUCAAGACAUGACCGAUGGCGAGCCAGGAGUACCACUCACUCUUGACAUCCAAGUUAUCGACGUUAACACUUGUAAGCCUGUCCCUCAGGUCUAUCUUGAGGCAUGGCAUUGCAACUCUACUGGCGUUUACUCUGGUGUCGUUGCAAACGGUAAUGGUGACUCUUCCGAUGAGUCUAACCUUAACGCCACCUUUGGCCGCGGUAUCAAUCUAUCUGAUGAUGAUGGUGUUGUCACCUUUAAGACGGUUUUCCCAGGACACUAUACUGGUCGUGCUACCCAUAUCCAUGUCCUUAGCCAUGUCAGUGCUAGCUUGAACGAUAACAACACCCUGGCCGGUGGUAACAUCACCCAUGUUGGCCAGUUAUUCUUCGAUCAGGAUCUCAUCUCGCUAGUUGAGACACAAGAACCAUAUGCCAGCAACACUCAGGAGCUUACGACCAACGCCGACGAUAACAUUCUAGCUGGAGAAGCUGCCGAUGUUGAUCCAUUUGUUGAAUACGUCCUGCUUGGCGAUGAUGUGUCUGACGGUAUCUUUGGCUGGAUUGCUUUUGGGAUGGAUACUGCAGCCUCGUACGAUGUCAGCCCGGCUGUCUACUACACCUCUGAGGGUGGUGUUGAAAAUGAGCAUUCUAACAUUGGAGGUGGUGGUUCACCCCCGGAUGGCACUGCUCCCACGGGUAACCCGCUUACUGGUCCACCUCAACCGUCCUCCACGUCCGCAUAG
Molecule: messenger RNA, 1143 nt
Organism: Bipolaris zeicola 26-R-13
Lineage: Eukaryota; Fungi; Ascomycota; Dothideomycetes; Pleosporales; Pleosporaceae
Exons: 3
Coding region: 1-1143 (380 amino acids)
Molecular function (GO): oxidoreductase activity, acting on single donors with incorporation of molecular oxygen, incorporation of two atoms of oxygen; ferric iron binding
Source: RefSeq, a predicted model, not a curated record